Molecule: messenger RNA, 5230 nt
Organism: Bombina bombina (fire-bellied toad)
Lineage: Eukaryota; Metazoa; Chordata; Amphibia; Anura; Bombinatoridae
Gene: TFEB
Product: transcription factor EB
Biological process (GO): regulation of transcription by RNA polymerase II
Cellular component (GO): nucleus
Molecular function (GO): DNA-binding transcription factor activity, RNA polymerase II-specific; protein dimerization activity; RNA polymerase II cis-regulatory region sequence-specific DNA binding
Source: RefSeq, a predicted model, not a curated record
CCCCUGGUGGCUGCUGUCCCAUCUCGGUAGUGACAGACAGGAGCCGGUGACAGGGGGCGGGAGCCGCUUUUGCACAGGGGCGCACUGAGUUGGGUAUCCGGGUCUGACAGCUGCUGGAGGAGGUAGCCGAGCACACUGAGAAGGAGCUGCUUCAAAGUUAAACAAAUACGCAGUGCAGGACGUAAUCUCCAUUUGCUGGGCACAUUGGCCACUUCAACAUGGCAUCUCGCAUCGGGCUGCGCAUGCAGCUGAUGAGGGAGCAGGCGCAGCAGGAGGAGCAGAGAGAAAGAAUACAGCUUCAGAAUCAGCAGCAUUUUCAUCAGCAACAACAUCAUGGCCUGUCUGUUAAUACAUCCACUGCCAUCAACACCCCUGCAUCGUACCAGCAACCCCCUCCUGUCCCCAUGGAGGUGCUGCAGGUUAGAACUCAUCUGGAGAACCCAACCACAUAUCACAUCCAGCAAUCCCGGGAUCGAAAGGUGCGAGAUUACCUGUCUGACACCUAUGGGAACAAGUUUUCAUCUCAUAUUAGUCCGCACAGGUUGUCCCCAAAGCCGCCUCCUGCCCCUUCCUCUCCCGCUCACCGCGCUGCACGACUCUCCUCCUCCACAGGCAACAGUGCGCCAAACAGUCCGAUGUCCAGAAUGAAUCUGUGUUCCACCAGCGAGAGAGAGAUGGAUGAUGUAAUCGAAAACAUAAUAGGUCUGGAUAACCUGUUUGGGUACACAGAGCCUGCAAUCUCCAUGCCAAACACGCUUCCAUUUUCCAGCAGCCAUUUAGCCUUGUACAGUGAGGAUUCCCAUCUCAGUGACACUGUUGUCGCUGUCACCAGUAACUCCUGUCCUGCUGACCUUCCCAUCAAAAGGGAGCUCACAGAUGCAGAAAACCGUGCCAUUGUACGAGAACGUCAGAAGAAGGAUACCCACAACAUGAUUGAAAGAAGGAGACGGUUUAACAUAAACGACCGUAUCAAGGAACUGGGUACUCUAAUCCCAAGAUCCAAUGACCUCAGUGACUCACGCUGGAAUAAAGGCACCAUUUUGAGAGCAUCCGUGGACUACAUCAAACACAUGCAAAAGGAUCAGCAAAGGAGCCGGGAACUGGAGACACAUUCUAAGCAACUGGAGCAAGCCAACAAGCAUCUAUGGUUGCGGAUUCAGGAGCUAGAGAUGCAGGCCAAGGCAUAUGGCCUUCCAACACCCUCCCCACAGAAUCUAAGCCCAUCAAACCCCGUUAAGCAGGAGCAGGAUCCUAUGCAUAGUGCUCAAAAUCAACUCACAGUUCCUCCACAAACAUGCUACCAGCAACAGCUGGACUUCUCCACUGAGCUGGGUUGCCAGAGCAAUGUUUGUGCAGACUCCACCUUCCCAUCUCUGUCGAGGACGGAACUUGACCUCAUGCUGAUGGAGGAUAGCAUGCUCACCUCUGACCCCAUGUUAACCUGUGACCCUCUGAUGUCCACCCUUUCCCCUGGCACUUCCAAGGCCAGUAGUCGACGGAGCAGUUUCAGCAUAGAUGAGGUGGAUGGGCUGUGACCCUGCUGGAAUGUAACUGUUACCCUGCUAUGAGAAGGGAGGAAAAAUCUGAAGUCACACUGCCUUUUAUACAGGACAGUAUGGAUGGAUACAGUUAUCCAUGUAUAUACACGCAUUCAAGCUGUGCAGUACACAUAUACAGAGACACAAAUGUUCUUUGAUACCUAUAUCACACCAGAAAGCAUCACUAUUAUUGUAGGAAUGACGCCUAAAGCGAAGGAUGGACUAAUAAACAUGGAGCAAUCACCCAAAGAUGUGCAGGAGUGGUACGCUCUGGCAUCCACUGCCUUAAACUGCUCUGUAACUUGCAUCACAGGGAUUAUUUGCCACAAAAUGCCUCAUAUUAUUCUGACAGGGCAGUACCUAAGCGUAGGAUUGCAUACCUGUGUAUGCAGGACUUUGUUUGCCUGAAUUGUUACAGUGUGUGGGCUUGUGAUGUAUAGAAGUGUAGUGCACCUUUUUAAUGUGUUUGUAUGUUUUUGAGUGUCUGUAACUGUCUGAUGUUUCAGUGACGGCCCCUUAAAUAUUAUUGUUGUCUUCUCAGUUUGAGAAUAAUUUUAUUUCUGCAUAUGUACGACUGUGAGCUUACAUGUAUAUAGAGAGCUGAGUGUUUAUUUGUGUAAAUCCCUUUGUAUAACUGAGUAAGGUUUGUCUCUACCCUUGUAAAGAUAAUGGGGGAGUUGCUUGAUCUUCUGAAACCACUAUUACUAUGCAGCAAUAAUUUAAAGGGACGUUGUACACAAACAUUUUCUAUCAUCCAUAUUAAAAAGUAGCAUUUAAACAUUUGUAUUGCCUGGAUACAUUCGAAGUAAAUGCGGUUUUAAAGUGAUUGUAAAGUUUUCAGAUCAAAUCAUUAAUAAAAACAUGGGCACUUUAAGUCAUGUAUAAUCAUUACCAUUUAGAAAUGGUAAACAUUGCGCCGUUCCUCCGCCCGCAUCUAAUACUUGACGAAUCUUGCUUUAUUCAAUCGUUGUGUGCCCCACGAGCUCAACGGCAAGUGCCACACGCAACAGUUGGAUAAAGCCAGAUUUGUCACUGAUUUGCUAAAUAAAGUAUUAUAUGCGGGUGGAGGAACGGCACAAGGUUUACUGUACUUAAAAAAUUUCAUGACUUAAAGUGCCCCUGUUUUUAUGAAUGAUUUGCUGUAAGGUGUAGUAAAUCUGAAAACCUUACAAUCACUUCAAGUUUAAAUUUUAACUAAGAUGGCAGCCUCUUUUUUUGCAAUUCCUAUUGAUAAUCAUUGACUUAUAGGUACUUCAUACUAAUACUCAAUGGGUAUUGGCGACAGAAAGUAAGUUACUGUCCGCCAAUUAGCAUUAGCAGGAACUAUUACUUUUAGCCAAUGAGCAUUAGAAGGAAGUAACUAUCAGCCAAUGAGCAUUAGCAGGAAGUAACUAUCAGUCUAUGCGCAUUAUUAAGAAGUACACAACUGGUACAGCUGUUUAAGCUUCAAUUUAAAUUUAAACUGCUUUUACUUCAUAUUUGUUUUUAUAAAAAAAAAAGUUGACAUUUUAAAUGCUUUGCUUUAAAGGGACACUAAAGUCAAAAUUUAUACUCUUAUGAUUCAGAUAGAGCAUGUGUUUUAAGAGACUUUCCAAUAUACAUCUAUUAUAAAAUUUGGCACAUUCUUUUUAUAUACACACUUUUUGAGUCACUAGCUCCUACUGAGCAUGUGCACAUGUUCAUAGAGUAUAUAUAUAUAUACUAGUCUGCAAAUGACUGAUGGCUGUCACAUAAUGCAGGAGGGCCGGUGUUCUAAAGAAAGUGGUAUACCGCAUAGGAAUGUGUAUACCACGUCACUUUAGGUAACGUGACUCAGCUGCUGGAGGGGUGUUGCGCUUAAUGCACAUGCGCAAGAGGCCCAACCUCUUCCGAACAGCUGAUGGAAAUUAAGCAACGGGUCGAGGAUAUAUAUGGCCCGUAAUUAUAAUUUAUAGAGGCUAAUAGCCUUCACUGUGCAUGCGUGCACUGCGGUCGCUAUAUUCAAUUUAAUCUGGGGGGUUGUUGAAUCAAAGAGUAAAUAUCUAAGACUCAAAAUCUUCCAUCCACCUCCAUGUAGUCACAAAUUUAUGUUACAUGAUCUUGAAAGUAAUAGGACAUCAGGAGUCACCGCAACACAAACCCUCAGAUUUAGCAUUUUCACAGUCACGUCAGUUGGACAGAAGCAUGCAUUCUUUCUUGUGAUUUAUGAGCACCAUUACACAUUUCAGUAACAUUUUUAAUAACCUCGACCCGUUGUUCGCAAGUAAAUCUCCUUAAACAGCUUUUUGUAGGAGGUUGGUGCUCUUGCGCAUGCGCACUGUGCACCACGCCGCUCCAACAGCUGAUAAUAUGUCACCGGAAGUGACAUAGUAUACACAUUCCUAUGGUGUACCAUUUACUUUAGAACACCGGCAAAUGGGGAAAAGAUACAUUUGUCAGAAAAAAAAAUCUACUUAUUUGAAAUUCAGUGUUAUUGCAUUGUCUUUAUAUUAUUCAUUAUUAUUUAGUGGUCCUUUUAAUAUGGAUGACAGAAAUUGCUUGAUUACAGUUUCCCUUUAAGUCCGUUUGUGCCUUUAAUAACACCCUAACUGUUGUGUUUUAUAAGUACUAUUAUAUUUCACUAACAUGGCUCUACACAGCUGAUAUUAUGGCUGUAACUAUUGAAAUGUCAUGGUGCCUUAUUGUUUCUGCAGAAUCCUGCCAAAUUCUCAGGAGUUUAACCUAUGUAUUAUAUGUCACAAGACACUCAGGAGCGGAAAAUAUAAACCUCUUGGUGGUAAUAAUUAUAAUAAUAAUAAAAUUUCUUUCAGGUCAUGCAUUGCUAGAUAUAAACUGCAGCAUCUACCAUAGGUAUAAAACAAUUCAAUUUUACAUUCUACUAAUGUGACAUUAUUUGUUACUACAUCUUUGGUUUUAAAAUACUACACUUCCAGGAUCUAAGCUUCAAGGAAGUUCCUGCAUUGUAAAUUUAUGGAAACCUAACUCCAGAGUGCCUUUUUUGUACACCUACUUGCUUUUGCUUUUUCUAAUAGGGUAUUUUGGGAGCCUAGAACUGUGCGCAUUAUCUAGGUUCUCCAUACCCAGAAUUUUUUAUUCUCUUAUUGUGAUCAUUUGUUUGGAUUUCUAAAACCCAAAAAAAAAAAAUAGUACACAAUCUUAUUUUUCAAAAUCCACAUAAUAGAGCAAUGUAACAUUUCCAUGCUGGUCUGUAACUUUUCUAUAUAAACCCUAAAAAAAAUAUUUUUUCAAAAAAGUAGAUUAUACGAUCAAAUCAGCAGUGAAUAUAUGCCUUAAAAAUCAAUAACAUAUUAUGUUCUGGUACAGGUCAUGUGAAAAUUGCACACUGUGUUGCAUGAAUCCCACAUACAAACUGUGUGGAAUAAAAGAUAUUACAAUUAUAUCAGACUCCCAUAUAAUCAAUGUGAAUUGAAAUUAUAUAAUGUAGAUCAGGGCUCGACAAAUCCAGGGAGCCACUGGCUCCUAGAAUUUUACCCCUGACUCCUAACUUGUUUUGGUUAAUCUCUCUCUCUUUUAUAAAAGCAUGUGUGGCUCCUAUAUAUUCUUACUAGCUCCUACAUUUUAAACAGAUUUGUCGACCCCUGAUGUAGAUAAAAGGAGGCAAUUAUAUUUAAUUUGAUAAUUGGGGGCAGUGUUUGAAAAGUGCCUGUAUGGAAGAUUUAUUUAACAAAGGGCAUUUUGCCAAUCAUAUUGUA